Fraxinus pennsylvanica is the source of this 1692-nucleotide messenger RNA. NCBI's taxonomy places the organism in Eukaryota, Viridiplantae, Streptophyta, Magnoliopsida, Lamiales, Oleaceae. The record is from the annotation of a GenBank genome assembly.
AUGUUGCCAAGAACUAAUAGUAUGCCGUGGAUGGAUGGAAACAAAGAAUUGGAAGAAACAAAUUUAUGGACUCAAAACAAUAAUAAUGGCGGUUUGGAGACUAAAGUUGAUGCAGAACUUGGCGCGCUUUUUUCUUUUAAAUCUAUGCUUGAAUCUGAAAAUGAAAGCGGCAGGUACACGUCGGUCACUCCCACCGCGGCCAACAGCCAUGAAAUCAACAUGCAUGGCGGCAGCCACCAUGAACUGGGUAACAUCUCUUUUUCACCCAAAUUUACUGAUGCUAAUAAUAAUCAACUGGUUUUACAGCAAGUGGAUUCUUCUGCUUCAUGCUCACCAAUAUCUGCUUCAGUUCGCAAUUCUUUGGAUCCAUCUCAUCAGUUAAACUAUUUUCUGCCAAAGACAUCGACACACAUGAAUCCAAUUCACAACGAUCAUUUAGAGGGAAAAUUUGAUUUGGGUUAUGAUAAUGGGCUUCUUGAAAGUGCUUUUAAUCGGGGAACUGAGUUGCUGAAUAGUGGUUCCAAUGAUUCAAGUACUCACUUCCAAAUGGGCACUCUUAAUUGGAGCUCUAAUCAUCAGUUUUCAAAUACCAAUUUGCUUCAACUGCCUAAAUCCAGUGGGGGUUUUGGAGUACUGGGACUUGGGGAGGGUUCCAUGAAUGGGAAUCCAUUGUUCUUUAAUAGGUCUAAGAUUUUGAAACCUCUUGAUGAUUUUGCUUCAAUUGGAGCCCAAUCCAUACUCUUUCAAAAACGGGCUGAUCUAAGGAAGAAUCUUGCUAGUGGGAGUGCCAGCAAUUUGUCGGCUUUGAAUUUAGGUGGUGAAAUCAAUCAUUCUCAAAGUUCUACUAGCCUUGAAGGAUAUGACAAGAAGGGGGAAUUUAGUCAUGUAAAUGAGAGGAAGAGGAAAAACAGUAGCAGGGAUGAUGGGGAGGAUUUUAGCAUUGACGGGUCGAAUUUGAAUUAUGACACUGAUGAUCAAUUUCUCGAGAAUAGUACUAUCAAUAACGUGGAAGAGAGUGGUAAAAAUGGCGGAAAUAGCUCGAAUGCUAAUAGUACUGUCACCUGUGGUGGUGGUGGUGGAGCUCACAAGAGUAAGAGGAACGGGCUUCCAGCGAAGAAUUUGAUGGCCGAAAGGCGCCGGAGGAAGAAGCUCAAUGACUGGCUUUACUUGUUGAGGUCUAUUGUACCAAAAAUUAGCAAGAUGGACAAGGCAUCAAUACUAGGAGAUGCGAUUGAGUAUUUAAAGGAACUGUUGCAGAAGAUCAAUGACCUCCAUAAUGAACUGGAUUCCACCCCUUCUAGCUCUUCAUUGUCUCCUCUCUCGAUGGUCUAUCCUUGGAUGCCUACAACACCAGGCCAUCCGUGCUGUAUUAAGGAAGAACUAGGCCCAAGUGCAUUUGCAAGUCCAUUAUCUAGCCCAACAGGACAACCCACAAGGGUUGAGGUAAGGCUAAGAGAAGGAAGAGCCGUAAAUAUUCACAUGUUUUGCGGGUGCAGACCAGGCCUUUUGCUCUUCACUAUAAGGGCUCUGGAAAACCUUGGCCUAGACAUUCAACAAGCUGUGAUUAGCUGUUUCGAUGGGUUUGCAUUGGAUAUCUUUCAAGCUGAGGUAAGCUUAUUUCUUUCAAAUUUGAACACUCCUGUCCCCUUCCCGGCUUCCCCUUCCCAGGGCUGGUACCUGAAACAAUACUAG